Molecule: messenger RNA, 3587 nt
Organism: Cloeon dipterum
Lineage: Eukaryota; Metazoa; Arthropoda; Insecta; Ephemeroptera; Baetidae
Gene: tgo
Product: Aryl hydrocarbon receptor nuclear translocator homolog tgo
Exons: 12
Coding region: 278-2335 (685 amino acids)
Biological process (GO): regulation of transcription by RNA polymerase II
Cellular component (GO): cytoplasm; nucleus; aryl hydrocarbon receptor complex
Molecular function (GO): protein dimerization activity; RNA polymerase II cis-regulatory region sequence-specific DNA binding; DNA-binding transcription factor activity, RNA polymerase II-specific
Source: RefSeq, a predicted model, not a curated record
GGAGAGUACGAGUCGAGCAUCCGACGAGGCCGAAGCCGCGAGCAGGCAGCAGCAGCCGCAGCCAGCACGCAAGCCAGCAACUCUCACAGUGUUUUUAUCGACCGGCGGAGCGAGCGAGCGAGCGAGCGCGGAGCGAGUGCCGAGCAGCAGCAGCAGCAGCAGUGGUGUUUCGUUCCUUGGGGCCGCCAUGCCCCGCGCCCAAGCCAGAUAACACGACGACUGGAGCCGGUCUACCCUUCGUCCCAACCCCCGUCGUUUUCGUUUCAUCCUUCGGACAAUGUACGCGUACGCCGGCCCGCCGCACUACGCGGCUCCGCCGACCUACCUGCCGCCGCAGAUGCCCCCCGUACCUGUGCCCGCACCACCUGUGCCUCAACCGGCAGGACUCUCGCCGCACACCAAACGACGCAGGUCAGAUGAGGAAGACGCCAGUGGCAGCAAAUAUACGCGAAUGGAGGAAGAAAGCAUUCAGGACAAGGAGCGGUUUGCCAGUAGGGAGAACCAUUGCGAAAUCGAGCGCCGGCGCCGCAACAAGAUGACGGCCUACAUCACAGAGCUCUCAGACAUGGUGCCCACGUGCAGCGCCCUCGCACGCAAGCCGGACAAGCUGACCAUCCUGCGCAUGGCCGUUGCCCACAUGAAAGCGCUCAGGGCCGAUGAUGCAGGCACUGGCAACACUAGCACUGACGGCACCUACAAGCCGUCCUUCCUCACCGACCAGGAGCUCAAGCACUUGAUCCUCGAGGCGGCCGACGGCUUCCUCUUUGUCGUCACCUGCGACACCGGACGCGUCAUCUAUGUCUCGGACAGCGUCACGCCCAUCCUCAAUCAGCCCCAGAGCGAAUGGUUCGGCUCGUGCAUCUUCGACCACCUGCACUCGGAGGACGUGGAGAAGGUCAGGGAGCAGCUCAGCACGCAGGAGCCACAGAAUACGGGACGCAUUCUCGACCUCAAAACCGGCACCGUCAAGAAGGAAGGACACCAAUCGUCGAUGCGUCUGUGCAUGGGCUCGAGGCGAGGCUUCAUCUGUCGCAUGAAGGUGGGCAACAUGCCGCCGGACGGGAUGGUGGCGACGCACCUGCACCGGCUAAAGCAGCGCAACUCGCUUGGUCCGUCGCGCGACGGCCAGAACCACGCGGUCGUCCACUGCACCGGCUACAUCAAGAACUGGCCGCCGACCGGCGUGCAGAUGGACCGCAGCGACGAGGACCCCAGCGGCGCCACGCACUGCUGCCUUGUCGCCAUCGGAAGGCUGCAGGUCACCUCCACGCCCAACACCUCAGACCUCACAGGAUCGAAUUCUGCAUCAGAAUUCAUCUCGAGGCAUUCGAUGGAGGGCAAGUUCACUUUCGUGGACCAAAGAGUGAUGGGACUGCUGGGCUACUCUCCGCCCGAGCUGCUCGGCAAAUCCUGUUUUGAGUAUUUCCACCACGAGGAUCAAAACCACAUGAAGGAAAGCUUUGAGCAAGUUUUGAAGCUGAAAGGCCAGGUGUUGUCCGUCAUGUACCGCUUCAGGGCCAAGAACAGAGAGUGGGUCUGGUUACGGACCGCAGCCUUCGCCUUUUUGAACCCCUACACCGACGACGUAGAGUACAUAGUCUGCACCAACACAUCCGCGAAAGCCCUGCAAAACCCUGAAGCUGGGGUGGACGGCGUGGCCGCACCUGCAGCCCCUGAGCCCGUGCCAUAUCAACAACCAGGCUUGGACUACAGCAUGCAACGCCGAGACGUCUACUCAUCGCAUUUGAUUGGAUCACACCUCCAACCGCAACAAGCACAGCAACAGGCCCGUCCAGCGAGUGCGCAGAACAUGUACAGCGGCUACGUGGAGCCAACGGCGUCGCCAGUGGCGUAUGGCUCGCCGCAGCCGGCGGGAGGUUCGGCCAGCUCGGCUUCCGUUCUCAGCAGAAUCGCCAAGACGUCAACCACCAGUCCGACUCCGGCACAGACCGCCUGGAGUCAGCCCCACCUCAGACAGCAACCUGUCACCGAGGGAUAUCAGUACAGCCAAAUCAGCCCGUCACGGUCGCCGAGCGGGCCGACGUACACCCAGCUCAGCACCGGAGUGCGAGGACCACUGCCCCAGACACAGGCUCCCUAUAAUCAUCCAGCCACCACAGCACCCAGUGCGAUGUGGCAGUGGCAAAACUCGAGCCAAGCGUCAGACUCGGGUCCGGGGUCGAGCAGUUCGUCGGCGGGCCCACCGCCGGGUCCGUCGGGCCCCGGGGGUCCGAGCCAGCCGCAGGAGCUCACGGACAUGCUGCAAAUGCUUCAGGACCAGUCAGGCACACCUGGUUUCGAGGAGUUGAACAUGUUCAACACUAGUUUCGAGUGAAGUGCCUGCCCUCCGCCGCCGCCGCAAACUGUUCGCGCCGUCGGCGAAGAGAAAACAAACAAACAAACACGACCCAAGAGAGAGAAGAGCAAAGAAAGAAAUACAGAAGAAAAUCGUAGAUAACUUGCGAGAAGGACCGAAAAACGCGUUUUGUUACAUUAUGUCUUUAGUUGGUGCACUCCAUAACUUUUGUUAAUUAUUAUUAAAACUGCAACGAUUAUAUAGUAAUUAUUAUUAUUUUUACGACUUCAGAGAGAUUUUAUCAUUUGUGAAUAGCUAGAGUUCGUGGUGUAUACAAAUUUUAACCAUGUAGCGUACGCCGCAGUACCACUUACGUGGGCUGCCCCCUUUUUACUCGUAAGAACACGUGUUUCUUUCGUUUUUGCCAUUCGUUUGUGUAUUAUUUGUUUCAUUACGAUUUUUAACGUUAGUGAUCUCCUUGCGGUGGAGUGACGAUCGAAAUAAAAGGAGCAGCAGCAGCGACGACGACACAAAAGUGUGCUUUGGUUUCCGAUAAUAAAAUGAUAGACGAACUCGUUAGGUCACAUAUCACAGAGAGAACCAUGCCAGCACUACUUCUUAUCAAAGGACUAAACUUACAAAAGAGAAAAAAAUAAACACUGUGUGUGCGUUGCGGGCGGCCAGUUUUCCUCCCGCGAAUCGGACCACAUUCGAGCAACGAAUCAUUUCCAAACGGCCGAUCGGUGGAGAGCUGGUCGCGCGCGCCGGCAAGACGAAAAAUUGUGGGUUUACGAAGCAUAUCUGAAAAAUAAAUUUGAAUGACUGUCACUGGAUAUUGCGAGUGCGUGUCACUCUCGGAGUAAAAGAAACAGUAUCGUGUACAAAAGUGAGCGAGGAAUCAGCGCAGGCACGAAGAGCAAGAGAGCGAGGAAAACACCGAAGAUUAAUAUCCAGCUAGGAGUUAAGCCAAAAUGAGUGUGUGCGUGUGUCCGUCGUGUACAACUCUCUCAUCCACUUGAAAACGCUCUUUGUUAAUUUCAGUUUUGUAAUCUUCUCAGCCGACGCAAUGAUUCUAGCGGUUGUUGUGCGGCAAACGAGAGCGCGAGCGAGUUGUAAUAUUGUAUUGAUUGAAGAAUUAUUAUAACUAUAUCAUUAUCAUGCUGCCCGCAAAGACGAGAAACCAGAAUAAUAAUUUUUGGAUGAAAAUUGAGAAAUUAAUCCGGGUCACGCGCCCUGACACUGUUUGUGCUUGUAACGAUUAAUAGGAAUAAAUUCCUCAUUGAAACUGCAA